AGAGAGGGAAAGGUGGAGCAAAUGCAAUUUUGUGUUUCAAAAAUCAAAUACCUUUCCAUAAUUAGAUCCAAGAGAGAGACCGAGGAGAAAAAGGCAGAGUCUAUCAGGUCCAAGUUCUGUUCCAAGGGUUUUCUUCUAAGGGUUUUUAACUUUCCCCCCAAAAAAUUUCUGCCAUGGAAACAACUCCUUCUUCUCAGCCAAAGAAGCGUGGGAGGCCAAAGGGUUCUUCAACCAAAACCAAAGAGGAAAGAGAUAAGGAGCCCCAUAGGAUGAGAGGUAGUAUUACUGAUAAGAAAGCUGCUGCUAAUGCUAUCGACGAGAAAUAUGUUCAGUGGAAGUCACUCGUCCCUGUUCUCUACGACUGGUUCGCUAAUCACAACCUCGUUUGGCCUUCCCUCUCUUGCAGGUGGGGUCCAAUAGUUGAGCAGGGUGCUUUGAAAAACCGCCAGCGACUCUAUCUCUCUGAACAGACGGAUAAGUCAGUGCCUAACACUUUGAUCAUAGCUAAUUGUGACGUGGUGAAGCCCAGGGUUGCAGCAGAAAAUCACAUUGCAAAUUUCAAUGAAGAAGCACGUUCGCCAUUUGUGAAGAAGUACAAAACCAUAAUACACCCAGGAGAGGUUAACAGAAUCAGAGAACUCCCACAAAACAAAAACAUAGUGGCAACCCAUACUGAUGGUCCUGAAGUUCUCAUUUGGGACAUUGAAGCUCAGCCCAAUAAGCAUGCUGUCUAUGGUGCUGCUGCUUCGCGUCCGGAUCUGGUAUUGAGUGGCCAUCAAGACAAUGCAGAAUUUGCUCUGGCACUGUGCCCAAUGGAACCCUUUGUCCUCUCUGGAGGAAAGGACAAAACUGUGGUAUUGUGGAGCAUUCAAGACCACAUUUCAACAUUGGCAGCAGAUGCAACCAAGCCUGCUGGAUCAGCUGGCUCUAUAAUUAAGUCUGCUGAUAAUCCAUCUAUUGGUCCACGUGGUAUCUUCCAGGGCCAUGAGGAUACAGUUGAAGAUGUUCAGUUUUGCCCUUCAAGUUCACAGGAAUUUUGUAGUGUUGGUGAUGAUUCAUGCCUCAUAUUGUGGGAUGCUCGAGUUGGUAAUAAUCCUGUUGUGAAGGUAUGCGUUGCUUGGGUGCUUUUCUUUAAUGUUUAUCUAGUGGCAGGGUUUAAUACUUAGCAUGUGUAACUCAGAUCCGCUGAUAAUUCGGUACGCUUGUUUGACCGGCGAAAUUUAACUUCGGAUGGGGUUGGAUCACCGGUCCAUAAGUUUGAACAUCACACAGCCGCAGUUCUCUGUGUUCAGUGGUGUCCUGAUAGGGCUUCUGUGUUUGGGAGCUCCGCAGAGGAUGGCCUCUUAAAUAUUUGGGACUACGAGAAGGUUGGUGAAACAACAGACACUGAAGCGAAAUCGCAAGAUGAUCCUCCUCCAGGCUUAUUUUUUCAGCAUGCUGGACACAGGGAUAAAAUUGUGGACUUUCACUGGAAUGCAUCGGAUCCAUGGACUAUUGUUAGUGUAUCUGAUGACUUGGAGACCUCUGGCGGAGGCGGCACACUACAGAUAUGGCGCAUGAGUGAUUUGUUGUACCGACCAGAGGAGGAAGUUUUGGCUGAGCUGCAACAGUUCAAGGACCAUGUGAGCAAGUGCGCUCCCAAGCCCUAAGCCUGAGGUAUUUUUACGCAAUGGUGCUUCCAAAUGAAAUGUAAUUGUAGGCCCUAGAGUACACCAUAUGAGUUGUUAGCAGUAUCUGUAAUAGUUGAAUGGAUUUAGCUUUUGGACUAUUGAUGUUUGCCCGUAGCGAAAUAUGUAGGAGCUAUGCUUGAACUUAUUAUAAGCCAGUAGACGGUAAGCAGUAAAGUUUCCGAGACUGGAGAGCAUGAUGUUGUAUGUAUUGGAUAUAUCGUGCGGUAUUUUGCUACUUGGAUGUUUGACGUUCUUAUAUUGUGAAAUCAUGGUGUGUUCUGUUUGGACUUGAAAA
Messenger RNA from Nicotiana tabacum (common tobacco), 1965 nucleotides. The record is from RefSeq and is a predicted model, not a curated record. Lineage: Eukaryota; Viridiplantae; Streptophyta; Magnoliopsida; Solanales; Solanaceae.